AUCAUGAAUCUUCAGUCAGCGCUUUAAGAAAAAUGCAGAAGAGCAAAAUAAACAGUUGUAGAAAAGUUAUUUUAGAAGAUGUAAAUAUACCAUACAAUUUUUCAAUAGAUAGAAAUAAAAAUCAGCUAUUCUUUUGCAUAAAUGCGGAUGAACUUUGCGAUCAAUCCUUUCAGUUGGCAGUUGUAGAUUUAGAUACUGCAUCUCCAUGGAUCAUACCAAGCAUUCGAAACGGUUUUGCAAGUGCAGUAGACAACAAUACAAGCACAGUUUAUCUGGCUGGUAGUGAUGGAAUUUAUAGGUACAACGACCAUCUUAAAGACAUAGAAAAAACAGCAAUCAUAGAAAAUAUAGAUAUUUUUGAUAUGAAGUUUAAUGAACUGUUGUAUUUUAUCGAUACGGCAAAUCUAAAUUUGUAUGUUUUGAAAAACGGUAAAAAAGUUCGCAUUACAGUUAUAGAAGAGUAUGGCAUACAACACUUUACCUUUGCUGGUGAUCAUGUUAUAUUUUCAAAUUCAAAUGGGUUAUAUUAUUUGGAUAAAAAUAAUAGUAAAAACAGUCCCGUUUGGUUUACAAACAUUGUCAAUAACAUCCGAGGACUGGUUACCGAUGUGAAGGGAGUGCCACACAUUGUAGCUCAGAAUGGAAUUUAUUAUAUUGAUCUUAAAACUAUGAACGUGAACAAAGUGAUGUCGUUACAAGACGGCUUCGCAUUGGAUUUUGAUAAGUUCAACAAUAUGGUCUAUAGUGAUGGACGAUCUGUACAAAAAUUAAUCAAGUAAAAAUCUAUGCAAGUAUCUCUCAGUCACUUCUUAUUCAUAUUACCUAAUUUCUGUUGUAGGAUGUUUGUUAUCUAGCCAUAAACAUUUUAUGACAUACAAACGAAUAAUUUAUGCUGCAAUAUCUCCCUUGCCUCCAAGAAUGUAAGAAUUUAAAGGCGAUAAAAAUGUUUCUGUCUUCUAUCACUGACAUUAAAUGCUGAGUUGUUUA
Messenger RNA from Pieris rapae (cabbage white), 987 nucleotides. RefSeq names its product ommochrome-binding protein-like. NCBI's taxonomy places the organism in Eukaryota, Metazoa, Arthropoda, Insecta, Lepidoptera, Pieridae. Bases 33 to 779 code for a protein of 248 amino acids. The record is from RefSeq and is a predicted model, not a curated record. The transcript has a single exon.